AUGUUUAAUGUCACACUAAGUCCCACGACUGCCGGCAUAGCCAUAGCGAUCACGGGGAUCAUAUAUUGGCUCGGGUGGUGUGUAUAUUGCAUAUGGUUUCACCCGUUAGCCAAGUAUCCUGGACCCAGGGUCGCUGCCGUAUCUGAUAUAUGGUUUGUCUGGGCCUGGACUACUGGUAAAUACCCGUCCAUCCUCGAAGAAGCUCACAAGAAAUAUGGGGAUGUCGUCCGCAUAUCCCCGAACGAGCUCUCUUUCGGCACGGUCCAGGCACAUCGGGAUAUCUACUCCACGCCCUCUAAGACGAAGAAGCCGUUCUUAAAAUGCGGCAUCUUCUACAACAACGGCGAUGUCUCUAACAUCUUCUACGAGCUGGACCCGGCCGAGCACGCGCGCAUGCGGAAGACGCUUGCCCCGGGCUUCAGCGGCGUGGCUAUGAAGACCCAUGAGCAUAUCAUCCAUCAAUAUGUGGACAUGUUCGUGCGCAAGGUCGGCGAGAUCUGCGCUACGAGACGCGGGGCCGGCGUCGAUGUCGUGGAAGCAGUGCCGUGGUUGGCGUUUGAUGUUAUGGGCGAACUCACCUUCGGCGAAUCUUUCAACGCCGUCGCCUCGGGCCAAACCCAUUUCUGGAUCUCCAUCCUCGCCGACAGCGCGCACGCCGCCAUCCUGCCGAGCUUCGUCCGGCGCGCGCCCAGCCUAAUCCUCCUGAUCCCGUUCAUGCUCUCCAUCUCCUCGCUGCGCAACCUGAAAAAGCACUACUCCUACACGCUCGAAUUGGUACGUCGACGAUUAGCCCGCAGCGACACCGCCGAGAGGGAUAUCUUCACGCCCGUGCUCGAGCAGGAAGGCGGCAUUUCGGAAACGCAGCUGGUGUCGCUGGCGCAGGCCAUGGUUAUCGCGGGCGCGGAUACGGUGACGACGGCUAUGACGACGGCGCUGUACUUUAUGUGUGUGACGCCGGGUUGCUUGGAGAAAUUGGAGAGGGAGGUCAGGGCGCUGGAGUAUGAGCAGCUUACCGGUGUGGAAGUACUGCAGAUGAGGUACUUAGAUGCUGUUAUUGAGGAAUCUAUGCGAUGCUUCCCACCCAUCGCAUUCGGCCUCCCGCGGGUUUCACCCGGCGAAUUUGUGGACGGGUACUUCGUCCCGAAAGGAUCCCGGCUCUCAGCGCCCCAUUGGGUUCUUCACCACAACCCGCAAGUCUGGGAUAAGCCGUACGAGUUCAGACCUGAGCGAUGGCUGAAACAAGAAAACAAGAAUUCAGACCAAGUAACUUUCCCGUUUAGCACCGGGCCUAGGAGUUGCCUGGGUAUCGCGCAAGCCAAUCUGGAAAUGCGGAUUGCGCUAGCAAAGCUGAUUCACACUUUCGAUAUCCGGGCGGCCCGGGACCCUGGAGAUUGGAUCGGAAACGCGCAGAUGAAUAUGAUGUGGAAGAAGGCACCUCUCAUGGUGGAUUUCCGGCCUCGUAAUCGGGAUGACCUGGAUUGUGUUAAAAAGCAGUAGUUUAAGGAUCCGCAUUUAAGUCAUCACUGAAUCUUGAAGGGGUCUCCCGAAUUUGGACGAAGACUGUAAAGGGUAUUAUUUGUGCCAUUGCUUACUCAACAU
Annulohypoxylon truncatum is the source of this 1599-nucleotide messenger RNA. RefSeq names its product cytochrome P450. Gene Ontology annotation, molecular function: monooxygenase activity; oxidoreductase activity, acting on paired donors, with incorporation or reduction of molecular oxygen; heme binding. The coding region runs from base 1 to 1497 and encodes 498 amino acids. NCBI's taxonomy places the organism in Eukaryota, Fungi, Ascomycota, Sordariomycetes, Xylariales, Hypoxylaceae. The transcript has 6 exons. The record is from RefSeq and is a predicted model, not a curated record.